AUGAUAUUAGUUACUUCAGCAGUAUUUUACACAGAUGUAGUCCAUUAUAUUGUGUAGCAGUGCCCAUGCACAUGAGAAUUUAAUAAAAACAGUAACUUUUUUUCUUAAAUCAAUCAAGUCUUAUCUGAUGAUCAGGUGCCUGAAAAGGCUUAGUUAGCAUACACUAGAGGUGAAAUGUGAGCUAAUUAUAUUGCCAUUUUUAUUAUUUAUUGUAUUUUACUUCAGCUAAUUUGUGCAAGCUGUACAAACUUUACAUCUAAAACUUUAAAACCACACACAUACACACACAAAGGAAACGGUAAUUAAAAGAAAAAUAUGUGACACAAAGGUAUAUUCAUUAUGUGAAGAUCUAAACUGCUGUCUUUUAUUUUAUGUAGAUGCCACAGGUUGGCAUGUGGUGUUAAUCACAGCACACCUCCCUCUUGUGGACAAACUGCAUUCCAUUAAAUGUGAAUAAGUGAUUUAAUAAGUUAUAAUACAGUACGAGGUACCGUGCUUCUAAAAAUGAAGCUUAUGAACUCUACCCAGAAUUCAUGAACAUGGCAUGAGGAAAGAUCAUUUUCCUACAAAGGUUUAAAAAAGUGCUUUAUUUUCUCUGGUGUGAAAAAUGUACCAACCUAUGACCAUGGCUGUCACCACUAUAUGGGGAAUGACCUGAGGAGUUGUUUACACUUUAGAUUUAUACACCAAAUUACUUGAGGUUUGGAAAGAUGGCUCUUGUUUUUUCAACUCAGUAUCUUUUAAUCUGGUUCUUUUUAUGCAAAACCAACGAAAAGCCUUUAGACCGUCACUUUGGAGAAAAAUGUUUACUCUGAGUAUAAAUGUACAGUUAAAUAAAUAAGAAAAAUGUAAAUGAAAUCUUCCUAUAGACUUUAAAGUGGCCAGUCAGUUUUCUAGCAGGUUGGCACUGGGGGACUCUGGACUUGUGACCCCAGGGAUCUCCUUCUAAAAUCUUGUCUACAGCCCUGGUUACUGUGCACUACAGGACCUUUUAGUAAGAUUCUGGUUGAGAAGUAAGAAAGACUGGUUGUUUCCUUUGAAAACCAGCCAGUAAAAUAAAGGCUGCAUGCACGCCUUAGACUGUAUUAUCUGCAGUAGCCUGCUAAGUGUCUUAUCUCCUGAUGUCCGAGUCACUUGACGUAUAUGGAUACACCCGCCGCCCUGCCGCCUGACACAGUCCCAAAAUAAUCUGAGAAAGCACAGCUGAGCCCCGCUCGCCGCUGCACGCUUCUUCCGCGCUGUGUUAGAAACGCUGCCGUGAAAUCUACCGUCUGCAAUGACGAAGUUCAGCUAUUCUGAAUACUUAUCUCAGAUCCGUAAUGCUGGAGGUAAAUGUAACCAUGUUCGGUCGCGGCUACGGGGAGAAAGGAGGAGAGGAGACGGUCCGAGCGACGCAGCGUCAGAGCCGGAGGAUGUUUGCCCCGUAGUCUCUGCCAUCAGGAAAGGGGAUGUGGAUGCUGUUCAUGAUCUGGUAACAUCUGCUCCUCACAGCCUGCUGAAGGAGAACAAAGAUGGGUGGAUACCUUUGCAUGAUGCAGCCUACUGUGGACAGACUGAGUGCUUAAAGAUCUUACUGAGGGCCCAUCCGAGUUCGGUAGACAAGCGUACCUUGCAGGAGCAGACGGCCUUGCUGCUUGCUGCGUCUUGUGAACACAUGGCAUGUGUGCGAUGCCUUCUUGAGGCUGGUGCUGACCCUGAUAUCAGCAGCAAGAACAAAGAAACUCCUUUGUACAAAGCCUGUGAGUUGGAGAAUGUGGACAUGAUAAGCAUCAUUCUUUCCUACGGGGCCACUGUGAACCAGCGGUGUGGUCAGGGCUGGACAGCCCUCCACGAGGCUGUAUUCAGGAACAAUACAGAGCUCUGUGAGAUACUAAUAAGAUCCGGGGCCGCAAUCAAUCCACCUAAUACCUUCAGCAUCACACCGCUGUUUGUAGCAGCUCAGCGAGGACAGAUGAGGGCACUGUGUUACCUUAUUGAGAAAGGUGCAGACGUGAACAUGCAGACAUGUGAAGGAGUAACAGCACUCCAUGAAGCUAGUAAAAAUGGGCACAAGGAAAUUGUGGCCUUACUAUUGACUAAAAGCGCAGAUGCCAACAAACCAACUAACUCAGGACUGCUGCCUCUGCAUGUCGCUGCCCAAUAUGGUCACCAUGAGAUUGUGUCGCUGCUUGUGCCGGUGACAAGCCGGGCCAGGCUCCGUAACAGUUGGAUUAGCCCCCUCCACCUGGCAGCUGAACACAACAGACACACUGUGGCAGCUGUGCUCCUCAAAACAGGUGCAGAUGUAAACGCCACACUGGGCCACAGUCACGCCAUCCAAUAUGCUGAUCGCCGUGCAACAGCCCUCUACUUCGCUGUCGCCAACGGCAGCACCGAAACAGCAGAGGUGUUACUGAACGCCAGCGCUAGUUUAACCCUGGACCCAGUCAGUCCACUGCUGAUGGCUAUACAUCGGGGCUGUGCCAGAACCGUGUCUUUGCUGCUGGAGAGAGAGGCCGAUGUCAAUGCCAGAAUCCCAUCUUAUGCUACCACAUUCCCUGCUGUCAUUGCACUUUGCAUGAACAAUUUGACUCUACUUAAAUGUCUCCUGGACAAUGGUUGCAAUGCCUUCUCCUGCUUUACCUGUACAUAUGGCAGUGCCCCUCACCCAGUUUCAGGAGCAUCCCAAACAAGAAUUGUUGGCAGCAAUGGAUAUGUUUCACAGAAUGACAGUAUGCCUCCUUUAAACUUCAGUGAGCCAUCAGAAAAGGCAACACAGUUCUGUGAAUGGAUCUCAACACCAGUUAUGUGUAAAUGGGCUGGACCAAUCAUAGACUUGCUGCUGGAGCACGUCGGUCAUGUUCAGCUGUGCAGCAAGCUCAUUGAACUAUUGGACAGCCGAGAAGAAUGGCUUGCUGUUAAGAGGAAGUCAUUGUCACCUUGUCCACUGCUGCACCUUUGCAGAUUAAGGAUUCGGAGUCAGCUGAGGACAGACAGACUGAAAUCUCUUUCAGUCUUACCUCUGCCAGGCAGACUGAUCAGAUACUUAAGCCUGGCUGACUGACUGAUGAGCUUUAAGCAAUAUAUUUCAGAGGUGUGACUAAAUAUGUUUUUGGAGGUCUUUUUUUAGUUGUGUCUGAUAUCCUGAGUCUGUAAAUGGCCCUGUCAGAGCGGGUCUCUAUGCAUAAAUGAUCUAUUUAUAACAUAUGUCAUGUGACAAUACAGUUUUUUGAUCUGUCAUUUAAAAUGUUUUUUUCCUCACAGAAACCUUCAGUGAAAGUAAAAAUGAUAUAAAGCCCAACGAAUUUCUUGAGGGAUGUUGAAUCGUUUAUUUAAAAAUAAAAGGCAUUGCUUCAGAUCUGCCCAUCACCCAUUACUUCAACAAAGAGAAAGAUCUAUGCCCCACAUUCUGUUCUCGCUGUUGAAAGAGGAAACUAAAACAGGAUGCGUUCAUUCAUUUGCAUGACUUUUGGUACUUAAAAAAGAACUGCCAUUCUCUGUGGAAACCUAAAGUUAAAGACCUUUUAAUUUACUGUCAGUGUUUAAAUACUUGGUGGCAUCAGAAUGGAAAAAGUGAGACGAAGUUAUUCUGCAAGUGCAAUUUAGUCCUUUAGAUUUCAACAA
Molecule: messenger RNA, 3603 nt
Organism: Monopterus albus (swamp eel)
Lineage: Eukaryota; Metazoa; Chordata; Actinopteri; Synbranchiformes; Synbranchidae
Product: ankyrin repeat and SOCS box protein 2-like
Exons: 8
Coding region: 1277-3043 (588 amino acids)
Biological process (GO): intracellular signal transduction
Molecular function (GO): protein binding
Source: RefSeq, a predicted model, not a curated record